Messenger RNA from Mitosporidium daphniae, 975 nucleotides. Its product is annotated as glycogen synthase kinase-3 beta-like protein. The coding region runs from base 1 to 975 and encodes 324 amino acids. The transcript is spliced from 6 exons. Gene Ontology annotation, molecular function: protein serine/threonine kinase activity; ATP binding. Gene Ontology annotation, cellular component: cytoplasm. The record is from RefSeq and is a predicted model, not a curated record. NCBI's taxonomy places the organism in Eukaryota, Fungi, Microsporidia. Gene Ontology annotation, biological process: signal transduction; protein phosphorylation.
AUGUCCCAUAACAAUGCGAUCGUGUCUUCAAGCCAGCUUCCAGAGCGCGUGAAGGCGGCCAUCGGUCUAGUUAAAAAUAGGCGAGAUGAGGCCUUCAUUGCCACCUAUUCGAAAUUCAAAAUCGUCGGUCAUGGCUCUUUUGGGGCCGUAUUUCUUGCUCAGCAAAAGAUCGAUCCUCUGCCUGGCGAUUCGAUUGUCAAUCCAAUCGAUUCUACAUCGCUAGUUGCCAUCAAGAUGGUCUAUCAAGACCGGCGAUACAAGAACGAACAGGACAUUUAUUUGUUCCUGGUGCUGGAGUACCUUCCUGAAACGCUUUUCUACUUGUCCCAGACCCUUCAAAAAAACAGGCGCAUCAUUCCCAUCGAGGAUUUGAGGGUAAAUCGCCCAAUCGCAAAGCUUUUAAUCAAAGGCGAACCCAAUGUUUCAUACAUCUGUUCGCGAUACUACAGAGCCCCCGAACUGUUGUUAGCUUCCACCAACUAUUCUUAUGCCGUUGACCUGUGGUCCGCGGGAUGUGUCAUGGCUGAACUGAUCCUAAAUAUUCCGAUAUUCCCGGGCACCAAUGAUCUUGACCAAAUGCUUCAAAUCAUCCGAGUUUUGGGUUCCCCCUCGCAAGAGGAUCUUGAUGCCAUGAACUCGUCUCAAAUGAGCUUUAAAUUCUCCACGAUCCUUCCGGCACAAUUUUCUGGUGAUCCAUUAUUGGUUGACUUUUUGUCUGCCUUGCUUAGAUAUUCUCCGCUUAAGCGGAUUAGUGCAGUAGAUGCGCUAUUGCACCCCUUUUUUGAAUCAAUUCACAAGGAAGACUAUCCCCCACUGGAGCACGACAAUUUAAACCAGCUAAAAUUCAAUGCAAACCUCAGGAAGCUCGAGUUACUUGGAGAGACCGGAACGCUUCCCCAGUUUAUAGAAUCACCCACGCCCACGCAAAGUAGAUCGUCCCUUACAUCAGGCACCCCAUAUCCUCCGGUUUCCUGA